CUCUGUUUACUCCUCUGGACCAACAACUGGAUGCUUUAGUUGAUCAUCUAUUUACUCUACAAACACACAUUUCUCCCUCCGUCAGUCCACACCACGACCACCACCACCUCCACCACCACCACCACCGUCACCUGAGCAUUAUGCGAAGGCUUCUGGAGAGCAGCUGGAUGAGGUUUGGACCGGCAGGCAGAGGGUCGUACGACUGGGUGACAGGAUCACCUUCAGCACAGGAGAAGCAGGGCUACAACUGGAAUGAGUUGGACCUGGGAGACGACAGAAAGUCGGAGCUGGCGGUCUACGUCGUCCUCCUGGUCGUCUCCGUCCUCCUGCUGGCUCUCCUGGUCGGCUUGGUCUACCGCCGGUGUUCCCGCAGCAAACUGAGUCUGGCCGACAUCAUCGCUCUGGACCUCCAGGACGCAGAGAGCAGCGCCGAGUUCCUCUCCUCCCUGACCGGGAACGCAGAGCGCCACACCAGCACCAGCUCCGAUGGAUCGGAUGGAGUCUUCGUCAUGGUCUACCUGCCUCCGCCCUACGAGGAAACGCUCACCAAGAUCACCCGGGCUGCCAGCCUCUCCAGCUCCAAAGACGUGGAGUCAGUAAAGAUAGAAGAUCUGGAGGCCAAGCUGUGUCCAGAGCUCAAGGCCAGCGGCCGAUAUGUGUGAGAAGGCGUUAAUGCUGCAGUGUAAAUAGACAUUAUAAGAACAAUAUUUCUUAAUAAUUUAUUUAGUGUUUUUAUAACUUUGUUGUCCGCGAAUUAUACUUAUGUAAAUAUCACUCAACUCUGCAGCUCUAUGGAGCUUUUUAGCCUCUUUUAGCUCAUAGUUUUGGUUUUGCGGUGCAUUUACUGUCUGGUUCAGUCUUGGCGCUCUCAUCAACCUCGUUUCCAGCAGCAGCAGCAGCAGCAGCAGCAGGCAGACAAGCUCUGAUAAACCCGCUGUUCACGAGCUGCUCAGCAACAAACGGCAGACAGACACAGUUAGAGACCAGCUGGGGAAGAAAGUGGAACAACCGGCAGCUGAAGAGCCAAACCGGAGCUAAAGGAGAGUCAACAUUGGACUUCUGUUCAUCAGGUGUUAGCUUGUUUUGGAGGUUUCAGUCGUAGUCAUCUGGACGCUGUUUUCAGAAAGAAAAAAGAAAGAAGAGUUGGUUUGAACGGGGCGUCAA
Messenger RNA from Siniperca chuatsi (mandarin fish), 1164 nucleotides. RefSeq names its product small integral membrane protein 28-like. The transcript has 2 exons. The record is from RefSeq and is a predicted model, not a curated record. NCBI's taxonomy places the organism in Eukaryota, Metazoa, Chordata, Actinopteri, Centrarchiformes, Sinipercidae. The coding region runs from base 141 to 662 and encodes 173 amino acids.